AUGGGAAGCGAGCACAAGUCAUUCAUGGCAUGCGAACACGGCGAGGACGAAAAAGCUUGUGUGCGAGAUAGAAGAGGUCGAGCAGUGGAUGCCACGGAGAAUGGUAGCGACUGUGCUUCAUGCCAUGAUGUGAACAAUCAGCCGGAGCAUUUUGAGCAAGAUGAGCAAGCAGAAAUGUGGACAGAAUACGGAAGGGCGAUCGAGGAUCUAACGAAGAGCACUCUAUGUCCAUUCAUCAUGGUUGAUCUAUCUCGUGACAACAAUCCUAUUCUGUUCGCCUCAACGAGCAUGUGCGAGAUUGACGUUGGUGUUCAAUGGCAUACGACGCAUAGGACAUCUCUGUGGGACUACCUUGAGGGAAAGUUGAGUGACUGCGAUUACUCAGCGAUCGAGAACGCCAUGCGCCAACCUUUUGUUGAGUUCUCAACAUGCUUUGAAUGGGCGCCAGACACCAGCUCUAGCCAAUGGCUGCAUGUGUCCCUGCGGCAGGACGAUAAGUUCAAGUGCCCGUUUGUCACGAUCUGCUUUUACGAUGUGACGAACCUGGUCGAGCAAUAUGAUGUUCAAAACCUCGAGGACAAGUGCAGAGAGAUUGAGACCACACAGCUCUACACUUGCACCACGUCCUUCUCUGUUCUCCAUGCCAUGAUGAUGGAUGAUGACAAGAGCGAGGCCGAUGGACUUGAGAAUGAGACUCCCUCACUGUAA
Molecule: messenger RNA, 708 nt
Organism: Guillardia theta CCMP2712
Lineage: Eukaryota; Cryptophyceae; Pyrenomonadales; Geminigeraceae
Exons: 1
Coding region: 1-708 (235 amino acids)
Source: RefSeq, a predicted model, not a curated record